This is a messenger RNA of Malania oleifera, 4300 nucleotides long. RefSeq lists its product as uncharacterized. Gene Ontology annotation, biological process: protein localization to phagophore assembly site; endoplasmic reticulum to Golgi vesicle-mediated transport. Lineage: Eukaryota; Viridiplantae; Streptophyta; Magnoliopsida; Santalales; Ximeniaceae. The record is from RefSeq and is a predicted model, not a curated record. The coding region runs from base 155 to 3580 and encodes 1141 amino acids. The transcript has 28 exons. Gene Ontology annotation, cellular component: phagophore assembly site; TRAPPIII protein complex; cytoplasmic vesicle. Gene Ontology annotation, molecular function: protein binding.
GCAUUGAAAUCAAGCUGAGCGUUCCCAUUGUCAAAAUUUCAGUCGCAUAUUCACGCCACCGGGUUGCCCCAGUCAGUGACCCAGUGCCGCCGCUGCUGCCGAGUAGAGAAGGUGGUGGUCGCCAUCACCGCCAUUUACCGGACGCCGGAGGAGGAUGACGAACAUGUUAGGGCCAUCGGAGAACAAGAUGUUGGAUCCGGCGAAUACGCCGCUCGGAAGAAUGCUGGUGGAGGAGAUCACGCCGGUGGUGAUGGUGCUCCGUACUCCUCUCGUUGAAGAAGCUUGUCUUAAGAACGGUCUCUCUUUCGUUCAGAUGCUCAGCCCCUAUUGCGUCUUCAACAACAUCGACGUACCUGUACGAACAGCCAGCGAUCAACCUUACAGGCUUCAGAAAUUUAAGUUACGAUUAUUUUAUGCUUCUGAUGUUCGGCAGCCGAAUUUAGAGGAUGCAAAAGAUCGAUUGAAACACGUCAUCACUCAUGCCGGAGAGGAGCUUCUAGACUUGUCUUUAGACCCCCCUAAAAUUGAAAACGUGCUAACGUCCUCACAGGCUGAAAUUCUGCCAUCCUGGUUCCAAUUUUUCAAUAAAGAGCUUGUCCGUACAUUGUCCUUUUCAGAUCAUGAAGCUUUUGACCAUCCUGUUGCCUGUCUAUUGGUUGUUUCUUCAAAGGAUGAACAACCUAUCAACAGAUUUGUUGACCUUUUUAAUACCAAUCAGUUACCUGCUCUUCUCAAUGAUGGUGUGAUGGAUCCAAAGAUCUUGAAGCAUUAUUUGUUAGUACAUGAUAACCAAGAUGGCUCGACAGAGAAGGCAGCUAAAAUUAUAGCCAAAAUGCGGAGUACUUUUGGUUCAAAUGAUUGUCAACUAUUGUGCAUUAACUCUUCGGAUGGGCCAAUAGAACACGAAGAUAAUCCCUGGUUUAUUCAUAAAACUGAUGCUUUACCUGGUCAGCGUCUUGGUUGCUUCCUUAAUAUUGAUGAUUGUAACGAGAUGAAAGAUCUCUUGCAAGAUUUGUCUACCAGACAUAUUAUUCCUCACAUGGAGCAAAAAAUACGCUUGCUCAAUCAGCAGGUUUCUGCAACAAGGAAAGGUUUUAGAAACCAAUUGAAAAACCUAUGGUGGAGAAAAGGGAAAGAUGAUGUACCAGAUGCUCCCAAUGGCCCUAUGUAUUCCUUUAGCUCCAUUGAAUCUCAAAUUAGAGUUUUGGGGGACUAUGCAUUUAUGUUACGAGAUUAUGAGCUUGCACUGUCAAACUAUCGACUUCUUUCAACAGAUUACAAGCUUGAUAAAGCCUGGAAACGCUAUGCUGGUGUACAGGAAAUGAUUGGACUUACGUUCUUCAUGUUGGAUCAAUCAAGAAAGGAGUCCGAGUUUUGCAUGGAAAAUGCAUUUAGUACUUAUCUUAAAAUUGGUUUGUCUGCUCGACAAAAUGCUACACGGUGUGGUCUGUGGUGGGUAGAAAUGUUGAAGGCAAGAGAUCAGUUCAAAGAAGCUGCUGGUGUUUACUUCCGUAUUUCUGGUGAGGAACCUUUACAUUCGGCUGUAAUGCUUGAACAAGCAUCUUAUUGCUACUUGUUUUCCAAACCACCCAUGUUACGCAAGUAUGGAUUUCAUCUUGUUCUCUCUGGAGAUAUUUAUAAAAGCUGUGAUCAGAUUAAACAUGCAAUUCGCACAUAUAGAAAUGCUCUUUCUGUGUAUAAAGGAACUACAUGGAGUCGUGUCAAAGAUCAUGUUCACUUCCACAUAGGACAGUGGUAUGCCUUUCUUGGGAUGUUUGACGUUGCAGUUGCACAUAUGUUGGAAGUCUUGGCAUGUAGUCACCAGUCUAAGACGACACAGGAAUUAUUUUUAAAGGACUUUCUUCAAAUUGUUCAGAAAACAGGGAAGACAUUUGAAGUAUCGAGACUCCAGUUGCCUAUCAUUAACAUCCCAUCACUCAAGGUCAUUUUUGAAGAUCAUCGAACUUAUGCAUCUCCUGCAGCAGCUGCUGUUAGACAAAGCCUGUGGCAAUCUUUGGAGGAGGAUGUGGUCCCAUCAAUGCCCAUAGUCAAGACUAAUUGGCUGGAAUCACAGCCAAAGCUUAUCUCAAAACAAUAUGAAAAAUCAAAUGUUUGCGUGGCAGGAGAAGCAAUAAGGUUGAAUAUUGAAUUCAAAAACCCUCUUCAAAUCUCUAUUUCCAUCGCAAAUGCUUCUUUAAUAUGCGAGCUUACUGCGAAAUCUGAUGAAGUUGAAUCUGGUGUGAAUAGCUCAACCACUGAGCUUCUGAAUGAUGAUGAAUUUAGAAAGUCAACUGCCAGUAGAAGUGUGUGCAGGGAACUGAACUCCGAAACUUCUUCAUUUAUAUUGUCUGAGGCUAACCUUUCACUGGCAGGAGGCGAAACAAUUGUGGCGCAGCUAACCGUUAUUCCUAAAAUUGAAGGCAUCCUUAAAAUUGUUGGCGUGAGAUGGAAAUUGUCAGGUUAUUUAGUUGGGUUUCAUGACUUCGAAUCUAGUCCUGUGAAGAAGAAACUUGCUAAGGGGAGAAGGAAAUCUAAGCAUUCUCCUAGAGAUUACCUGAACUUUAUAGUCAUCAAGAGCCUGCCCAAGCUUGAGGGCACCAUUCAUCACCUACCUAAAAAGGUGUACAUGGGAGAUUUACGUCGCCUUGAUUUGGAGUUGAGAAAUCAAACAGAAUUUCCUGUGAAGAAUAUGAAGAUGAAGAUCAGUCAUCCAAGAUUUCUAAGCAUUGGUAAUCAAGAAAUUUUGAACAUGGAUUUCCCUUCUUGCUUGGAAAAGAAGGCAAAGUCUGAGCAAAGUCAUGCACAGGCCUUUAAUGAAGUUAGCCAGUCAGUGUUUUUAUUUCCAGAGGAUGUGUUAAUUCAAGGAGAAGCACCCUUUUUGUGGCCUAUUUGGCUUCGAGCUGCUGUUCCUGGAAACAUUUCCCUGUACGUAAUAAUAUAUUACGAGAUGGGAGAUUCAUCAAAUGUCAUGAAAUACAGAACAUUACGAAUGAAUUAUAAUUUGGAGGUGUUACCAUCAUUGGAUGUGUCAUUCCAAAUUAGCCAUUGUCCAUCAAAAUUGCAGGAGUUUAUCGUGCACAUGGAUGUAGUCAACAGGACCAGUUCUGAUAGUUUCCAGGUUCACCAGUUAUCAUCUGUUGGAAACCAGUGGGAAAUGUCAUUGCUUCAACCUGUUGAUAACAUCUUUCCUUCACAAGUUUUAAUGGCUGGUCGGGCAUUGUCAUGCUUCUUCAAGCUCAAGAAUAGCAAGAAAUCAGAACCUUCUGAAGGCAAAGGCUCCUCUCUCAUCCAUCUCCGAGGAAGUGAUAUAAGACUGGGCCUUUCUGGUAGCAGUGAACUGCUGUUUGAUAUAUCAAGCUCACCGCUGGCUGAUUUCCACCAUUACGAAAGAUUGCACCAGGAAGUGUCUCAUAAGGUACAUCCAAAUACAGUUGACUUCAUCCUGAUAUCUCGGCUGGGGAAGACAGAGAAGGGUAAUAUCAAUCUUGGGCAACCUGAUCCACUUCUUUUAUCUAUUCAUGCAUGUCAUCGCAGUUUGUUUUCUACAGUGUUACAAGCACAUGCCCAAUCUGGUGGAUAAUGGAUGGACCCCGUAUCAUGGAUCAUAAUUUCUCUGUUCCUUUCUGUGAAAUAGAUCUGAGAAUUAUCAUCCACAACUCAUCAGACGCUGUUGCAUCUGUCCGGAUUAACACCUUUGAUUCCACCAAUAGAACUAGCCAGUUAGAUGAUUCUAGUGCAGGUCAAUCUGCAUCUCCUGGAAACCAAUCAGGGUGGCAUGAUUUGUCUCUGGUGAAUGACAUUGAAGUUACGUCAGACGUUACUGGAAGCCAAGUUGCGAACUCACAGCCACUAGAGAGUGUCUCCCCAUUCAUUUGGUCAGGGAUGAGCUCAAACAAAGUAGAACUUGAUCCAAUGUCCAGAGCCGAAAUUCCUCUCCAGAUAAGUGUUUUCUCUCCUGGGACAUAUGAUCUGUCAGAUUAUGUCUUGGAUUGGAGUCUUCUACCCUCUGAUGGUCAAGAGAAUCGAGGGACCAUAGCAAAAGAGACUUCAGGGACAUGCCCAGGGCAUCCAUAUUAUCUCACCGUAUUACAAUCGAUUUCUGCUUGAUCAUUUAGGUACCAUUUCCCUCCUUAUGUCUAAAAUGCAGAUUCUUGGAUGUAGUAAAUUUGUACUUUUUUUCAUUUACAUUUUGUGUUCCUUUUGUAAUUUUAUAGCUGAAUUGUGAAGAGCUUAAGGAAAAGCAAAUUUAAAUUCUUUUGGUCCUGACAAUAAUAAGAGAAAAGAAAAGGAGUUAAAUUCA